AGUUGUCUUGAUCUCUAUGAUUUUCUUCCUGUUGUAUCUUCUGUUUCCUGUUUUCAAACAUCAAAAAUAUAUCAAUUUCAAGUGAAAUCGGCACGUUUUUUUCUCAAUAUUAGAAUUAAUUACAUACAAUUCUGGAUUGUAAAUAAACGCAACUAAACGGUUUGCUUGUAUUUUACAAGUCAUGCCAUCCUGCGCAGCUGCUAACUGCACCAAUAACCCAAGAAAAGGAUAUCGAUUAUAUACAUUUCCAAAAGAUGUAAAGAGAAGGCAACUUUGGGCCAAAAUUUGUGGAAGAAUAAAUUGGGAACCAACUGUUCACAGUAAAUUGUGUGAGGUGCAUUUUGAAGAAAAUCAGUUUUCAGUAAGAGAGUGUGAUGGACGACGAUUUUUGAAACCAAAUUCAAUUCCAACAUUAUUUACAAAUCAUCAAAUAACUGAAAAUGGGCAAACACAAAUGGAAACUAUUCAAGAAGAAACACCUGAAUCAUUUUUAAUUGUUUAACGUAAUCACAUGAAGAAAGAUUUGUCUCUUCAAAAAUACUUAAUAAAACAAAGCAUCAAGACUAGGAAAACAUCCAUAUUUAAAAUAGAAGGAAUAAGGCAAAUAAUUAUCAUCAAGUUGCCUUAUAAGUUGCAUUUACAGGGGUAAUGAUGAAUACAUUAAUAAUUUAAUUAAAGGUAGAUAGUUAAGUUGUCAUUUUGUAUUAAACAAAUGUCUAAAAUGAGAAAAGUAUCAGGUCAGUCCAUAAUUCUGUGCACAUUUUGUUCAUACAAGUUUAGACAUUGUUUUAGUGCAAAUAAAUUCUGAUCAAAUUCAAACUGAUACUAGAUGCAGUUGAAUAGUUGCCAAGUUUAGCAGUGUUGUGCUUUUAAAAUUAUUUAUCCCUGUUAUUACAAAUGAAUACAA
Molecule: messenger RNA, 907 nt
Organism: Centruroides sculpturatus (bark scorpion)
Lineage: Eukaryota; Metazoa; Arthropoda; Arachnida; Scorpiones; Buthidae
Product: THAP domain-containing protein 4-like
Exons: 4
Coding region: 182-502 (106 amino acids)
Source: RefSeq, a predicted model, not a curated record